UCGCCCUCCGGAACAAAGGAAAACUACCCAAGAAAUAAUGUCCGGAAACAAAUACUGCUUUGCCAUCGACCGCGGCGGCACCUUCACCGAUGUCCUGUGCAUUUGUCCCGGCGGCAAGGUCCGCACCAUGAAACUUCUCUCCGAGGAUCCAGGACGCUACAGCGAUGCUCCUCGCGAAGGCAUACGCCGCAUUCUUAAGGAGGAGACUGGUGAGGAUCUGGCGGCCAGUGGCCUGGUGGACACCUCAAAGAUUGGUUGGGUGCGCAUGGGCACAACAGUGGCCACCAACGCUCUGCUGGAACGAAAGGGAGAUCCGGUGGUAUUGGUAGUCAACAGUGGCUUCCGAGACCUCCUCUACAUUGGCAACCAGGCGCGUCCCAAAAUCUUUGAUCUGAACAUCCGAAAGCCGGCGAAUCUCUACCAGUCGGUGGUGGAAGUGGAUUGCCGUAUUGUUCCAGAGCAGAAGGAACGCUGUCAACUGGAUCAAAGCUGGAAGCUUCUAGAGGGAGUGGCCGGCACCAAGUAUUUGGAGGUGCGUCCCGUGGAUGAGACAGCGGUACGUGCUUCCCUUGCAGCUGCCCGGGAGCAGGGUGUCUCCUCCGUGGCCGUGGUCUUGGCCCACAGCUAUGCCUGUCCGGAGCAUGAGCUCCGGGUGGGCGCCAUUGCCCGGGAACUGGGCUUCAGCCAUGUGACACUCUCCCACCAGGCCAUGCCCAUGUGCCGGGUGGUGGCCCGCGGAUACACCGGCUGUGCUGAGGCCUACCUGACUCCCCAUGUGGAUCGGUACCUGGCCAGUUUUAAAUCCGGUUUCGAUAAGCAACUAGAAGGAGUGGAUGUUCUGUUCAUGCAGUCGGAUGGAGGCCUCACCAACAUGGAGAACUUCAGGGGAGCCCGUGCCAUCCUUUCGGGCCCAGCUGGGGGCGUAGUGGGCUACGCUCUAACCGGAGCUCGGGAAACGAAGCUACCCCUCAUCGGUUUCGAUAUGGGUGGUACUUCCACGGAUGUUUCUCGGUAUGCAGGAAGCUAUGAGCAUGUCAUUGAGAGCACCACCGCUGGAGUGACCAUUCAAGCUCCUCAGCUGGACAUCAAUACCGUGGCAGCUGGUGGUGGAUCACGGCUUUUCUUCCGUUCUGGAAUAUUCGUGGUCGGUCCGGAGUCGGCGGGCUCUCAUCCAGGUCCCGCCUGCUAUAAGAAAGGAGGUCCUCUAACAGUCACAGACGCCAAUCUUAUACUCGGUCGUAUCCUGCCUCAGUAUUUCCCCAAGAUCUUUGGGCCAAAGGAGAACGAGCCCCUGGAUCAUGAGAUUGCGAAGAGCAAGUUCGUCGAGUUGCAGAAGGAGAUCAACGACCACUUGAAAGCCUCUGGAGAUGGACGAGUUUUGAGCAUUGAGGAGGUGGCACUGGGCUUUGUCCGAGUGGCUAACGAAACCAUGUGCCGGCCUAUUCGGGCUCUAACCCAGUCCAGAGGCUUAGACACUGCAAACCAUGUGCUUUCCUGCUUUGGAGGUGCCGGUGGGCAGCAUGCCUGUGCCAUUGCCCGCAAUUUGGGAAUUGCUAAGGUUGUUAUUCAUAAGUACGCUGGCAUUCUCUCCGCCUAUGGAAUGGCUCUGGCCGAUGUGGUUCAGGAGCUGCAGGAACCCAGUGGUCUGGAGUUCAGUGAUUCAAAUGGCCAGCAACUGAUGGAGCGUUUGGAUGCUCUCUCGCAACAAUGUCAUGCCAAGUUGGCCGAUCAGGGAUUCCGUAACAUUGAGCUGGAGCCUUUCCUUCACCUCCGUUAUGAGGGUACGGAUGGAGCUCUGAUGUGUGCUCCCUCAGGCGGAAAGCAAUCCUCAUCCGCUUCGUCUGCUCUUUUGUCUGCCUAUGGAGAUUUCCAUGCCACUUUCCUGGAGCGAUACCGGACUGAGUUCGGAUUUGUUUUACAAAACAGACGAAUCAUUGUGGAUGACAUUCGUAUACGAGGAUUAGGCAAGAAUGACACCCCUCCAGAGGCACGGGUGCAGAGUGCCCCGGAUUCCUCAAAGCCAGCUGAAGAAGGAACUACUCACAUCCACUUCGACGAAGGAAGCUUCAAUGCUCCCAUAUAUCUGACCAAGAACUUGCUGGCUGGACACAAGAUAGCCGGACCAGCAGUGUUGAUUGAUCAACUUUCCACUAUUGUUGUGGAGCCAGAGUGCGGUGUCGAAGUAACUCCAUUUGGAGAUCUCAUCAUGGAUGUCAAAACUGGAGGAAAGCAUGGCAUUAAUGCAGAGCUAGAUCCUGUGCACUUGAGCAUCUUUAGCCAUCGUUUUAUGAGCAUUGCGGAGCAGAUGGGCCGUGUCCUGCAAAGGACUUCCAUCUCAACUAAUAUUAAAGAGCGGUUGGACUUCUCCUGCGCUCUCUUCGGCCCGGAUGGCGGUUUGGUAAGCAAUGCUCCUCACAUUCCUGUUCAUCUGGGAGCCAUGCAGGAAACUGUUCAGUAUCAGUUGAAAGUGCGCGGAGACUCCUUGAAGAAUGGAGAUGUUAUUCUGGCCAAUCAUCCUUCGGCUGGUGGUUCUCACCUGCCUGACUUGACUGUCAUUACUCCAGUCUUUUAUGAAAACAACCCACGCCCUGUCUUCUUUGUGGCCUCUCGCGGUCACCAUGCUGAUAUUGGUGGCAUUACUCCUGGGUCCAUGCCACCACACUCUACAUCCCUGGCUCAAGAGGGAGCCGCUUUCAAGUCCUUUCUUAUCGUAGAGAAUGGACUGUUCCAAGAGAAGCAAAUCAUAGAGCGCCUGACCACACCCACUGAUGCCAAGGGAGCCGUCGGUACCAGGAACUUAAGCGACAAUCUUUCCGAUCUGAAGGCCCAGAUAGCUGCCAAUCAUAAGGGAAUCCAGCUGGUGGCAGAACUGAUCGACAGCUAUGGAUUAGAUGUGGUUCAGGCUUAUAUGUCGCACAUCCAGAAGAAUGCUGAGUUGGCGGUGCGGGACAUGCUGCGUCAGAUUGGUCGGGACACCCAGGAACGCACUGGAUCGACUGUGUUGGAAGCCCAAGAGUUCAUGGAUGACGGAUCACCCAUUACCCUGAAGGUUACUAUCGAUGCGGAGCAAGGUUCGGCACUAUGCGACUUUACAGGUUCCGGAGUGGAAGUUUGGGGCAAUUGUAAUGCCCCCAGGGCCAUUACUUUAUCGGCCUUAAUAUACUGCCUGCGAUGCAUGGUGGGUCAUGAUGUGCCUCUUAAUCAGGGUUGCCUGGCGCCCAUUCAAGUUAUCAUUCCCAAGAACUCUAUCCUGGAUCCCUCCGAGGGGGCUGCCGUUGUUGGGGGGAAUGUCCAGACCUCCCAGCGCAUUGUCGACACAGUGCUGAAGGCAUUUGGAGUGUGUGCCGCCUCCCAAGGAUGCAUGAACAAUAUUACUAUUGGAGAUGACACCUGGGGCUACUAUGAGACGGUGGCCGGAGGAGCAGGUGCUGGUCCCGGCUGGCACGGAGCUGGUGGGGUUCAUACCCAUAUGACCAACACUCGCAUUACCGAUCCGGAGAUCCUCGAGCUUCGCUAUCCCAUGAUCCUGAAACGAUUCUGUCUGCGAACCGACGAAUCUGGAGGCCGGGGACAGUUCAACGGUGGCGAGGGCGUGGAGCGUGAUCUGCUAUUCCGAAAACCAGUGACUCUCUCCGUCCUAACGGAGCGGCGAACCCUUCAACCAUAUGGGUUAGCCGGAGGGCAGCCUGGAAAAAGUGGACGCAACCUGAUUGUGAAACGGGAUGGCCGGGUUAUUGCCUUGGCUGGAAAAACAUGCAUUGAUGUCGAUGCUGGGGACACUUUUGCUAUGAAAACUCCCGGCGGCGGUGGAUUUGGAUCAAGCAGCGAAUCUAAGGGUUCUGAUGGUCUUAACCAGGAUAGUACCAAGAGAUUUGUUGAGCGUGGAACUGUUUUCAACUAUUUGCAGGCCCAAGAAUCCGCUUAGAUUCCAGUUUUUUCAUAUAUGUUUCUUUUUGUGCCAUAUUAUUUGCAGUAUAUUUCUGUUUUUUGUUAAAGUCCUCUAAAAGGGAAUAUUUUAUGAAAUAA
Messenger RNA from Drosophila bipectinata, 4026 nucleotides. RefSeq names its product 5-oxoprolinase-like. Gene Ontology annotation, cellular component: cytosol. The record is from RefSeq and is a predicted model, not a curated record. Gene Ontology annotation, molecular function: 5-oxoprolinase (ATP-hydrolyzing) activity. Lineage: Eukaryota; Metazoa; Arthropoda; Insecta; Diptera; Drosophilidae. Gene Ontology annotation, biological process: glutathione metabolic process.